AUGGAGGCCACAGACCAAACCAGCACGGCCGCUACGACUGCAUCUCCGAUCGCGGCUACCAUUGGGCCUACAGCAGGAGCGGCCGAUCUGAAUCCUGUUGUCGCAGCCGACGAUCAUGAUCGUGAUUCUUUGGCGGACUCCGAAAGCAUUGCGACCGAGUCAACUGCUUCUCUUGCCGAGAGUAUUGCCGAAUACCGUAGAAUUCAUGGUCGAACUUAUACGCAAAAGGCCGAUUACUGGGGCCCAAACGAUGAGCAGCAAAACAAAGGGCUUGAUCUCGCGCACUACUGGGAAACCCUCCUCCUCGGCGACAAGCUUUUCCUAUCGCCACUGGGAAAUGGCCCGAUGAAAGUCCUCGAUUUGGGUACCGGUACUGGUAUUUGGGCAAUUGACUUCGCCGACGAGUUCCCGUCUUCCGGAGUAACGGGUGUCGACAUCUCCCCCAUCCAGCCUGGGUGGGUGCCCCCAAACUGCAAGUUCCAAAUCGACGAUGUCGAACAGCCGUGGACAUGGACACCCAACUUCGAUUUCAUUCACCUCCGCCACAUGGAGGCCUGCAUCUCCGACUGGAAAGCUUUCUACAAGAAAAUCUAUGACCACCUCAAGCCCGGCGGUUACUUUGAAAUCAAGGACUUUGACAUUGAGUUCCGCUCUCAGGCGUACGGGGACUCUCUCCCGGAAGACCACGUCUACCGCCGAUGGGGCCAGGUCUUCUUCGAGGCUGCAAACCGGCUCGGCAAGUCCAUGGACCAGUCCCGGGGCGGCCACAAGAUCGCUGACGCCAUGAGAGACGCCGGUUUCGUCGACGUUGUGGAGAGGAGCUGGCCUGUGCCUAUCGGGGGCUGGCCGAAGGAUCCCACGCUGAAGGAGGUUGGGAUUUGCAACCUAGAGUUCCACGACCAAUCACUGGAGGGCUUCUCCAUGUUUUUGUUGACUCAGGUGAUGGGUUGGGAGACAAUACCGGCAGGGGUAUUCGUCGCCGAGGCACGCAAAGCUCUCAAGGACCCAAAGCUUCAGACGGUGAUAUACUUGCAAGACGUUUACGGACGCAAGCCCGAGGAUGCAGUUUAA
Colletotrichum orchidophilum is the source of this 1071-nucleotide messenger RNA. RefSeq names its product UMTA protein. Gene Ontology annotation, molecular function: methyltransferase activity. NCBI's taxonomy places the organism in Eukaryota, Fungi, Ascomycota, Sordariomycetes, Glomerellales, Glomerellaceae. The record is from RefSeq and is a predicted model, not a curated record. The coding region runs from base 1 to 1071 and encodes 356 amino acids. The transcript is spliced from 7 exons.